GUUCAUCCAACAGCUUACUUUCUUUCAAUAUUUACGACAUAUCUCGUAUCCUAGCAGUAUGGACUCCAAGACCGCAUCAAAAAUGCCAGAGUACCUUCCACCACCAUUCCCAGGGCCACCACGCUUUUACCAUGGGACAAGCCGCGGUUGCUCCAGCCUUGUAGCAGCCGUUUUGACCGCGGCGGUGCUGGCCUCUGGGUUGAUCGCAGCGGCUAUCAUAUUUCGAAGCGGUGGGUACCCCGUGGCAAUGUGCCCAGCUGUGGGCAACCAGGUGGCUCAACCUAUGACCUUGAGUGGAAACAAGGUCAAGAGAGCUGACUUGACGAACGAAAAGGGUGAUCAUUUGACGGAAGCCUUCGACUAUGACAGACAAUCCAACACCUUUCUCAUCGACUCUCCAGCAAACAUCACCGAGAGCUCCAACGCUGCCACCAUCGCGGUGGACAUCAACCGGUCUGUCAUGUUCGUGCGUUUCCACGAUUCCAACAUUUGCAUCGGCCUCGUGAUCGAAGACGACUUCGCCCACCGAGUACGCGAUUACGUCGAGGAGAACGGCCAAAAUGAGAUCGACAUAUCUAGUGUCGCAUUCAACUUCAAGAAAUACCGCCUAGACGGCCAGAUCCCGGCCGCCUACUUCCAGGACACCAAUGGGCCGGUCAUCCGCAGCCUAUGCGCUGGGCGCAACACGUUCUGGGCUCAAGACGUGACCGUGGAGAAGCACGCUCGUCUAAGGCGUCACGGGAGGACCUCCAACAUGUUUUGUGUCUGCUUUGCAAACGCCUGCGAUUGCGGAUGCGGCAACCCUCCUCCGGAUCCAACCAAUACCUGUUUUGCCUGUUAACACGCCCCUUGAGCACUCCACAGAGUGGAUUUGGCGCGAUAUAAGUUACAUUAUUAUUAUUAUUAUUAUUAUACCUAAAUAUUUGACCCUGCGUCGUUUGCCAUUAGUCUUUAAAACUAAUGAAGCAAUUUUGUAGUAGUAAUCCAGGUAUUUGAAAUUAAAAUUAAAAUUAAAGGGAUAGUUGAGUUCUGUUUUCAGAC
Strongylocentrotus purpuratus (purple sea urchin) is the source of this 1041-nucleotide messenger RNA. RefSeq lists its product as uncharacterized. NCBI's taxonomy places the organism in Eukaryota, Metazoa, Echinodermata, Echinoidea, Camarodonta, Strongylocentrotidae. Bases 59 to 841 code for a protein of 260 amino acids. The record is from RefSeq and is a predicted model, not a curated record. The transcript has 5 exons.